AUGCGGGUAGCAUGUCGGCGUGCAGCUGCAUCCGCCAGCACGCUGCCGAAACAGGCGAUUCGCUUAGAGGUCCUUGCCGCUGACCAGAGCCGCUUAACCUUGACAAUUCUGCCCAUCCUGCACGGUCGCCUGUCGGGUCCGGGAGGAGGCGAGGAAGCUGCCCAGGCCAUCAGCGCAAUGGCUCCACGCCAGGUAAUGGUCGAGCUGUGCCAGCUACGCUACGGGCAACUCCUGACAUCCAUGCGGAUGGGCUUGCCGUUGCGACCGCCAUCGAAGCUGGACCUGCUUGGCAACGUCCAUGGUGGGCUUCUCCAACAUGAGCUUGCGCCGAUCCUAGAAGCGGCACGGAAGGUUGGCUCGGCCGUCCUUCCCAUCGAUCGGCCGCAGAAAGCCACUCGGAGCCGGGUGGCUCACCGGCUUUGGCAUCCGAAGCUGCUCCAGGGCCUGUUGUCCUUUGCCGGCUACUCCUUGCAGAGGCAGCGCGACCACCUGUCGCCAGCGCUGCCCUUGGACGCGGAAGAGAUCCGUCGCGAGUUGGAGCGGUGUUGUCCGGUAGCACAUGACGUUUUGAUCGACGAGCGUAGCUUUUACCUGGCACAGCAAGUGGCCGUCUGCUCCGUGCCCGACGCUGACGUCGCCAUUGUUUGCAGUGCACCGAUGAGUGAGCACUUGGUCACAGCGCUCCGCCGAGUGCCUGACAUGUGCAAGCCCGAGGACCCUCAGGCCGGGGCCACCAAGCUGCUGAAGUUGGCGAAGCGCGGGGUGCCAGUGUGGCCCCUUUAUGCCUUUGCCUAUGGCCUGGUCCCUGCGGGCCUUACUGUCUAUGCAGGUGCAUGCUUCUGGGAUUCCUUCUUGUAUCCAGCCUUGUUUGAGGAACUGUCGUCCGACAGUGGCUACAGCGGCCACAGCCAGCAGCCAGGGGCAUGA
This is a messenger RNA of Symbiodinium natans, 927 nucleotides long. Lineage: Eukaryota; Dinophyceae; Suessiales; Symbiodiniaceae. The record is from the annotation of a GenBank genome assembly.